This is a messenger RNA of Helobdella robusta, 2177 nucleotides long. RefSeq lists its product as hypothetical. Gene Ontology annotation, cellular component: cytosol. The transcript is spliced from 18 exons. Gene Ontology annotation, molecular function: acetoacetate-CoA ligase activity. The record is from RefSeq and is a predicted model, not a curated record. Bases 46 to 1989 code for a protein of 647 amino acids. Gene Ontology annotation, biological process: lipid metabolic process. Lineage: Eukaryota; Metazoa; Annelida; Clitellata; Rhynchobdellida; Glossiphoniidae.
GAGUUGCUAUGGAAACCAAGUGAUGACUUCAUCAAAAAAUCAAAUAUGUACAAGUUCAUGCAGAGGAUUAAUAAGAAGUUUGGUCUGCAGUUAGAGACAUAUCAAGAACUGCACAGAUGGUCCGUAGAUAACUAUCCUGAAUUCUGGGAGGAACUCUGGGAAUUCGCUGAAGUCAUUCAUUCCAAGAAAUAUGAUUAUGUUGUAGACAGGUCGAAAGGUAUUGCCGAUAUCCCUGCAUGGUUUCCUUGCUGUAGGCUGAAUUUCGCCGAGAAUCUACUUCGUCGUCGCGAUCAUAAGAUUGCUAUCUACGCUACUGUUGAAGGCUGUGCGGAGAUUCGAACACGUACGUUUGCAGAGUUGCACAGGAAUGUCGAGAGGUACGCCGCUGCCAUGAAAACAUUCAACAUUGGUGUCGGAGAUACCGUUGUCGGAUACCUUCCAAACAGUAUAGAGGCUGUUGAGGUGAUGUUGGCGGCUGCUUCCGUUGGAGCAACGUGGAGUAGUACCUCACCUGAGUUUGGUGUUUCGGGCGUUCUUGAGAGAUUCAGUCAGAUAAAACCCAAGCUCAUCUUCUCGAUCAAUGCAGUCACAUACAACGGCAAGCAACAUGAUCAUCUUGAAAAACUCUUCCAAGUCACACAGGGCUUACCGGAUUUGGUUUGCGUGGUUGUGGUGCCGUACUUGAAAAUUGACGGCCAGCCAAUCAACAUCUCGAACAUUAGGAACAGUUGUCUGAUUGAAGAUUUUGCACGAAAGGGCAUGAGGGCAGAUGGAUCUAUACCCCCACUGAUGUUUGAACAGCUGCCAUUCAACCAUCCACUCUUCAUCAUGUACUCCAGUGGCACUACUGGCAUCCCUAAGUGCAUGGUUCAUUCUUCUGGGGGUACGCUUUUGAAACAUCUGGAGGAACAUUUGUUGCAAGGAAAUAUGAAGGAAGACGACAUACUCAUGUAUUUCACCACCACAGGGUGGAUGAUGUGGAAUUGGUAUGUCUCAUCACUGGCUGUUGGCUCCUCUAUUGUUUGUUAUGACGGGUCACCACUCGUUCCUAAUGAGAAUGUUCUCUGGGACCUAGUCGAGAGACUCAAGAUCACAAUCCUAGGGACGGGAGCGAAAUGGUUAUCGUUACUGGAGGAACGUGGGAACAUUCCAGGCGAGUCACAUGAUCUGACCUCAUUACACACAAUCCUUUCAACCGGGUCACCUCUGAAGCCGCAGAGCUUCACUUACGUUUACGAAGCCAUCAAGCGUGACGUCAUUUUGGGAUCUAUCACGGGAGGUACGGACAUCAUUGCCUGUUUUGCUGGCCUCAACCCCAUGACCCCUGUUUAUAGGGGCGAGAUUCAGGGAGCCCACCUCGGUAUUGCUCUGGAAAGCUGGGACGAAGAUGGCAAGCCGGUAUUAGGAGAAAGCGGGGAGUUGGUGUGUACGAAACCUUUCCCUAGCAUGCCUAUCUAUUUCCUCAACGAUCCACAUGGCAGCAAAUACAAGGCUGCCUAUUUCGAGAAGUUUCCUGGUGUUUGGGCUCACGGCGAUUUUUGUCUCGUCAGUCCAUCGUCUGGCGGUGUUUGGAUGCUUGGAAGGAGUGAUGGAACGUUGAAUCCUGGUGGUGUGAGGUUUGGCAGUGCCGAGAUUUAUCACGUCGUUGAAAGUUUCAAGGAGGUACAGGACAGUUUGUGCGUCGGCCAGAAAAGUAGCGACGGCAUGGACGAGAGGGUAAUCCUCUUCCUCAAAAUGAUCCCUGGCAUCAAUUUGACCUCUGACCUCAUCAAGCAAGUUCAGGCCAGCAUUCGUAAACAACUUUCGCCUCGUCACGUUCCGUCUGUUGUCAUGGAAACUACUGACAUUCCGUACACGCAUUCGGGAAAGAAGGUGGAGAUAGCUGUGAAGAAGAUAAUAAGUGGAGAGAUGGUGAAGGCGUCCGGAGCCCUAUCGAACCCCCAGUCACUUGAUGUUUAUAGGGACCUCCCUAUUCUGCGGGGAUAUUAAAUUUGUUGUUUGCGUUGUUGUUGGUGGUGGUUGUUUGUGUGUUAUUGUAUUGCGUUUCAUGAUUUUUAUAGCGCCUGUUUUUAUCUAGAUUUCAGGAGAGCAUGUUUCCACUGUUGAAUGUUAUUGUCGUUUGCAAUAACUUGAUUCUUACAUGGAUCUUGAGUUGUGUUGUUGUGUCUGGUUUUUUG